AUGACAACGGUGUUCGUCCAUUUGCGCCGGGUGGUGUAUCUGUUUGUUUUUAUCCAGUGCUGUGUGUGUGCGGUUCAUGCGGGGAGUGGUGCGGCGGCACCGGAAGAGAGGGGCGUGGUUAAUUGUUCGGGUGGAAGAAUCCCAGAAGAACUAAACAGUCUCGCGGAAGUGAGCAAAGAAUAUGCACCGUUUAUAACGCAGGCGAAACAUCCGUUGGAGGAGGCAGAGAAAUGUUUGUUAACAUGGCGGUAUGACGUGGUUGUGUGUAACAGAAGUAUCACUCAUAUUGCAGACGUCGUGAAUACCACUGUCCAUAUUCUUUAUGGUGUUAAGAAGAGCACCAACCGUGAUGAGAAGAAUCUGAGAGAGGAGCAGGGUCGUUGGGUGGGUCUUCUAUCUCGGGUUAAGGGAGUGGAAUUGCCGGACCCACAGCCGAUAGAGUGCGGUGACCCAAGAGUCAAGGAAUUUAUGGAUAAUAUUAAUAAGACGGUUGGGGAAUUCAAUGGUAAUGUCACAGAGGUGGCAGGUCUGGUUGAGAAUGCGCGUGCCAGUCGGUACUUAUGUGGGCCAUACCGUCAGGGAUUGGACGUUGAGUUGGCGAAGUGGAAGGGCGUCGGGGUCGACUGGAUAUUGAACACUUCGAAAAAGGACGAAAACGUGGUUUGCAUGAAUGAAACAACGAGGGAAAGUGUCGCAAAGGUCGUUACGACAUACGAUAAGAUCGUUGCCGCCUUGGAUGACAUCAGUAAUGCCAGUGCUGGAACGCAAGUCUGUAGGGUGAAUGCCGGAGUGAGUUGGGGUGAAGAUCUGAAAAAGAUGUUGGGGGAGAUAAAUGGCAUUUGUCACGAGACACUUGGGGAAAGGACGCUGCCAGAUGUAAAAAAGGAAGCUGAGCCGGAAAAAAACCUGAGAGAGGUUAUGACAACUGUGACGAGAACCAAACCCGACACUUUAAAAAAUAAACCUGAAACGGAGUACAAAACGCGAGUCAACGCAGGGUACAUCGACAAGUUUAAUGAGAGGAAGGAGGAAGCAAAGCGGUGGAAGGUUGAAGAGGAUAGGAGGAGAGUUGAAGAAGAAGAGGCAAGAAAACUGGAGGAGGCGAAGAGAGUUGCAGAAGAGAGGGCAAGAAAAGAGGAGGAAGAAAAGAAAAGGGCUGCUGAAGAAAUGGCAAGAAGGGCCAGCGAAGAGAAAAGAGCUGCAGAAGAAAUGGCAAGAAAAGCGGAGGAGGCGAGGGAAGCCACAGAAAAGGCGAAACAGGCGGCACAAAGAGCCAAGGAAGAAGAGGCGAAACGGGCAGCAGUAAAAGCUAAGAAGAAGGAUGGAUGCAACAGUCCUGCAUUUUUGCUCAGUCCCUUAUUGUUUCUUGUUCUUUUGUGUGUGCUAGGCAGCACUCUCGUUUGCUGA
This is a messenger RNA of Trypanosoma theileri, 1407 nucleotides long. RefSeq lists its product as uncharacterized. Bases 1 to 1407 code for a protein of 468 amino acids. Lineage: Eukaryota; Euglenozoa; Kinetoplastea; Trypanosomatida; Trypanosomatidae. The transcript has a single exon. The record is from RefSeq and is a predicted model, not a curated record.